Messenger RNA from Cucurbita pepo subsp. pepo (vegetable marrow), 3312 nucleotides. RefSeq names its product serine/threonine-protein kinase KIPK2-like. Lineage: Eukaryota; Viridiplantae; Streptophyta; Magnoliopsida; Cucurbitales; Cucurbitaceae. Gene Ontology annotation, biological process: protein phosphorylation. The record is from RefSeq and is a predicted model, not a curated record. Gene Ontology annotation, molecular function: protein kinase activity; ATP binding.
CCGGUUUUCUCUCUCCUAUGCCGUUUUUGGCGGUGGGAAAAGAGAAGAGAGUUUACAGUCAUGGAGUCGAGUCGGAGGCUCUCGUCUAUGGCUCAUGUUGGCGUUGGCUAUGGCUUUGGCGUGCUCUCUCGGAUUCCUCGUGAUUUCCUUUAGCGAGUGUUGGUUUGUUCUCUCUUUCUUCAUUCACUUUCCCCAACGCUAAAACCAUCCCAAAUCCCUCUGUUUUGUUUUCUCUUUCGUCUUUUUUCAUUCGAUCCUUAGCUCUGUUGUUUCCGUUUUCGUAUUCCUCUGUUCGGUGUCUCGGAGACGUCGGUUUCGGAGGCUUGGAUCAUCCCCGACGUUACGGUGGAGUGAGUUGUUCUCGUUACAUCGUUUCGCUGGAAAUUUAUGACUUUUGAUGUUUCAUCUCAAAGUUCUUGGAAGAAAUAUGCUGGUUGAUGGCAGCUCAGCAAAUGAGUAUGGUUGAAGACAGCUUCGGAGGACAUCUGGCACAACGUUUGGUAUCUGCAUUGUGUCUUAGAAAUAGUUCCUUAGAAUUGGGUUAGCAGUUACCAUCAUGGCCACAUCUUCUCGCUUCCUCUAGUGUUAUUCCCAAAAGAUGACUACAUUAGCUAGUACUUCCAAAAUUGUUGAAUCAACGGAAGAAUUUGAUUCUGAGAAAGCUAGGACAAGUUACACGAUAGAUGUAGGAAAAAGGUUUUCAAUAGAGGAUGACAUUAAUCGUCUGUUUCAGGCAAUUGAUAUCAGAACGUUACGUAACAGGUCAGGUCAGCAACAUGGAGUUGAUAAAGAUGCGUUGCAAAAGAGUGCGAUGAAGCGACCAAUGAGAGUGGGUUCAUCUCACAUGGCAGGGAUUGGAAUUUCUGAGCCUGCAAGCUUAAAGCAGGCUUUGAGGGGCUUAUGCAUAUCUCAGGCUGCAGAAAUGGCUGCUGCAAAGAGGUUAACGAGGUCUUUAGGUUCACCUGGAAUCUCUGAAGCAGGAACUAUCAAAAGGUUGUAUAAGGCUGUGGUGGUUGAGGCCAAUGGAUCUGAUGUGCGAAUAAAUGAAAGCAAAGAAAAUUUGGUAGAAAUUUCCUUCGUUUCAGAAAUUAUGUCUACUUUUCAGAAUAAGAUGCCUGAAUUGUUGCAUAAAACUGAGGCAGAUAUAUCAAACCAGGGUGCUGAGUUUUCACUUUUUAAGAACAGUGGGGUAUCAGAAGAGGCAGAUGUGGAUAGAUUGAUGUCAAAGGAUCUUAUAGAAGUGACAAGUAUAAAGCCACUUAAAUCUCCUUCCUUCACUCCUUCUGGUGAGAAGGAUCCGACUCUGAACAGCUUGGAUAAUUCCUCAACUGAAGAUUUGGCAAAAAAUUCAGUGCCAGAGGAGAAAGGUACAAUGCGUUGUUUAUCCUCUCUAUCAAGCUCUGGAUCUGUUAUUUGGCCGAACAAAUCAGCUUUCAAUAAUACACGUUUCAUCAAACCUAUUUUCAGGACCAAAAACUCUGUCAAGAAGAAAGCAAAACUUGAACCCAUUUCCUCCCCUAGUGCGUUUGAAAUGCGUACAGUGAUGGUUGACACUGAUUUGGGUUCCAUAUCCGAAAAGUUUGAGAACCGAAUGCCAGAAAAUGCCCAGAAUCAUGAGAGUAAAGAAAAAGAGAUAGGUUCCUCUAUCUCUAGUAGCACAACUUUAGGUAUUGAAGUAAGUGCAAAUCUAGUAAACACAGAGUCCAGUGGACCUGGUACAUCUCUCAACUGCUGUAACAGGAUCAGGCCAACUAUUAUGCCAUUCGAUGAGAGAUCCAGAUCAAGAGAGAAAGGGAUGUUCUCUCAGAGCUCUAAAAGUAGUAGUAUUGGUGAAUGUAGCCAUAGCCCAAGCAUCAGUGGGGAAAGCAUUCUCAGUGGAUCAAGUUGUAGUGGAGUAAGGCCUCACAUGUCAAAGGACUUGAAAUGGGAAGCUAUCCACCACAUUCAGGGUCAAUAUAAAUGCCUAAGUCUGAAAAACUUCAAUCUGUUAAGGAGACUUGGUCUCGGGGACAUUGGGACUGUAUAUCUCUCUGAGCUAUGCAAUUCCAGCUGUCUAUUUGCUAUCAAAGUGAUGGACAAAGAGUUCUUGGCAAGCAGAAAAAAAAUACUUCGGGCACAAACUGAGAGAGAGAUACUGGAAAUACUUGACCAUCCAUUUCUCCCUACACUAUAUGCUCAUUUUGAGACGGAUGAGCAAUCAUGCUUGGUCAUGGACUACUGUCCUGGUGGAGAUCUCCAUGUGCUGCAACAAAAGCAACCAUGCAAGAGUUUCUCUGAGCAUGCAGUCAGGUUCUAUGUUGCCGAGAUUCUUCUUGCCCUGGAGUACUUACACAUGCAAGGCGUUAUUUACCGAGACCUGAAACCCAAAAAUGUUCUGGUCCGAGAAGAUGGGCACAUAAUGCUCACAGAUUUUGAUUUGUCUCUUAGAUGUGCUGUUAAUCCAAUGCUGCUUCAAUCAUCAUCUCCAGUUGUGGAAUCCACCAAGAGGAAGUUGAAUCCCUGUGAUGAAUCUAGUUGCAUUGACCCUUUCUGCCUCCACCCAUCCUGGCAGGUCUCAUGCUUCACCCCCAAAGUUUUAUCUGCUCCAUACAAAUCUCGGAGAACAAAAGCAGACAAUCAGGCUAGUCUAUUACCACAGCUUAUUGUCGAGCCAACUGGUGUGCGGUCCAAUUCAUUCGUAGGAACCCACGAAUACCUCGCUUCUGAGAUUGUUAAGGGUGAUGGCCAUGGGAGUGCUGUUGAUUGGUGGACUUACGGGAUUUUCCUGUUUGAGCUACUUUAUGGUAAGACUCCCUUCAAAGGUUCAGGAAAUGAGGACACAUUAGCGAACAUAGUAUCCCACACCCUCAAGUUCCCUGAUAGCCCCAUAGUUAGCUUUCAUGCAAGAGAUCUAAUCAGAUGUCUGUUGGCGAAGGAGCCUGAAAACCGAUUAGGCGCAACAAAAGGAGCUAUUGAGAUAAAGCAGCAUCCAUUUUUUGAAGGCAUCAAUUGGGCUCUGAUACGUUGUGCAGUUCCACCUGAGCUUCCCAAGUUCUUCAACGAUGGAACUGGUGCAGUGCCAGUGGAUCCCGGGGAGAACACAAAGUGUAGAGAUCUCGAGAAUAUGGAAGCGGAUGCAGCAAUCUUCGACCUGUUUUAGCUUACACUUUCUGACUAGGGAACAUCCAUAUUUUUGUUUCUAAGCUCUCAUCCUUGUUAUAGCUUAUAAUGUAACCAUGCUAGUGAAAGGAAAACUAUAUGUUGUGAAGGAAAAACACCAUCCUUUUCUCCCUCCCACAAGAUAAAUAGACAACAGAUAUGGAUUAACUUUUA